GAUUAUACAUAAAUGGAUUGUGUAGUUCGGCCAAAAUCCUAAGUCCAAUGGCGAUGUGAAUGGAGGAGAUACUGAUAGAGGAAGAGGCAGAAGAGCCGCUUUGUCUACGUCUACGGGUAAACCUCCACCACAGAAACACUCUUCUUCGCCAAACCAAGAAGAAUUCUUGGCCAUGUUUCUCGCUCACAAAACCACUCUUAUGGCUUUAUCUUUCUCCAUUCCCAAGCACUCUCUACCCUCUCAUUUCACCACCAAAUGCCACCUCAAUGUCUUUGCACUUCCCCCAUCUUUUCUUACUCUCCAUCAUGGUUUUCGUCGCCUGCGGAGUCCCAAAUUCUCUGCCGUCGCCACUCAAAUUACAGAAACGCCCACUCCGCCGCCCCGACAAGCCCCUGACAUUGAUGCCUCCGGCGGGAGGAUUGUCCUUCCUACUAAUCUCUCUUCUGAGAGGCUUCUCAGAAUUCGCCACACGUGUGCUCACGUAAUGGCCAUGGCUGUUCAAAAGGUUUAUCCAGAUGCAAAAGUGACAAUUGGUCCUUGGAUUGAGAAUGGUUUUUAUUAUGACUUCGAUAUGGAGCCUCUGACAGAUAAGGACCUUAAGAAAAUUAAGAAAGAAAUGGAUCGCAUCAUUGGGAAAAAUUUGCCGUUAAUUAGAGAAGAAGUUAGCAGAGAUGAAGCCCAGAAAAGAAUAAUGGCUGUCAAUGAGCCGUACAAGAUGGAGAUUUUGGAGAGCAUUAAAGAGGAGCCUAUUACCAUCUAUCAUAUAGGUAAUGAAUGGUGGGAUCUUUGUGCUGGGCCUCACGUUGAAUCUACUGGAAACAUCAACAGAAAAGCUGUGGAACUUGAGUCUGUCGCUGGGGCUUACUGGAGAGGAGAUACAAAUAAGCCAAUGCUGCAAAGGAUAUAUGGUACAGCAUGGGAGACUGAGGAACAACUGAAAGCUUAUCUGCACUUCAAAGAAGAGGCUAAAAGACGGGAUCACCGUCGGAUUGGCCAAGAUCUUGAUCUGUUUUCUAUACAGGAUGAAGCUGGUGGAGGGUUGGUUUUCUGGCAUCCCAAGGGUGCUAUUGUAAGGCACAUAAUUGAAGAUGCCUGGAAAAGGAUUCACAUACAGCAUGGCUAUGAUCUGCUUUAUACUCCACAUGUAGCGAAAGCGGAUCUUUGGAGGAUCAGUGGCCAUCUCGACUUUUACAAAGAGAACAUGUUUGACCAGAUGGAAAUAGAGGAAGAACUUUAUCAGCUUCGGCCAAUGAAUUGUCCGUACCAUAUAUUGGUUUACAAACGGAAGCUACACUCGUACAGGGAUUUCCCAAUCAGGGUUGCAGAGCUUGGAACAGUGUAUAGAUAUGAAUUAUCUGGAAGUUUACAUGGUCUGUUCCGAGUCAGAGGAUUUACCCAGGAUGAUGCCCACAUAUUUUGUUUGGAUGAUCAAAUCAAAGAUGAAAUCCGAGGUGUUUUGGAUCUUACCGAGGAAAUAUUGCUGCAAUUUGGUUUUGACAAAUAUGAAGUGAACCUCUCAACAAGACCAGAGAAAUCUGUGGGAGGCGAUGAUAUAUGGGAGAAAGCAACAGUAGCUCUAAAGGAUGCUUUAGAUGACAAAGGUUGGAGUUACCAGAUAGACAACGGGGGUGGCGCUUUUUAUGGCCCCAAAAUUGAUCUCAAAAUAGAGGAUGCUCUGGGAAGAAAGUGGCAGUGCUCAACCAUACAGGUUGAUUUUAAUUUGCCUCAGCGCUUUGACAUCACAUAUGUUGAUUCAAAUCAAGAGAAGAAGAGACCAAUUAUGAUACAUAGAGCAGUUCUUGGAUCCUUAGAGCGGUUUUUCGGAGUUCUUGUAGAGCAUUAUGCUGGAGAUUUUCCACUAUGGCUUUCUCCAAUUCAAGCUCGACUUUUACCAGUAACUGAUACACAGCUGGAGUACUGUAAUGAGGUGAACAAUCGAUUGAAAGCUAAUGGCAUUCGGUCGGAAGUUUGCAGUGGUGAGAGGCUGCCCAAACUUAUUAGAACCUCAGAAAAACUUAAGGUUCCAUUGAUGGCUGUAGUGGGGCCAAAAGAGGUAGAAACACAAACUGUAACAGUUAGAUCCAGGUCUGGCAGAGAGUUGGGAACCAUGGCUGUUGAUGAUUUUAUCAGCAAAGUGAAGUAUGCAAUUGAAAACAGGACAUUCUUUUAAUCAAGGACUUGAACAUGUUUUCGACCUCAGUGCCACCACGGAGGACUGCUUUUAUUUGACAUAUGAUCAAAGAAAAACUGAGUACGUACUUAGCACACACAAUUUCUGUAUGGACAUAUCUUUGAAAGAUCAGCACGAGAAACUGCAACGAGAAUGGUCCAUUCUUUUCUUCUCACCAACCUUAGGUCAAUAAUUUUAUUAAUGCUUCCGUUUCUGUAUAUAUAUAUAUAUAUUUUCACAGGGGGGUCGGUUUGCUCUUUCAACGAACAAACAAUUAGAAGCAAAGCUCAAAAAGCCAAUCCAUUUGGAUUUUGGAUUCUUUAAUUUGAUUGAUAAACAGCUUUCACAGUUGUUGCGAUGAAAUAUUUUUCUUGUUUCUAUACUUUUA
Sesamum indicum (sesame) is the source of this 2558-nucleotide messenger RNA. Its product is annotated as threonyl-tRNA synthetase, putative / threonine-tRNA ligase. Gene Ontology annotation, cellular component: cytoplasm; chloroplast stroma. Gene Ontology annotation, molecular function: threonine-tRNA ligase activity; ATP binding. NCBI's taxonomy places the organism in Eukaryota, Viridiplantae, Streptophyta, Magnoliopsida, Lamiales, Pedaliaceae. Gene Ontology annotation, biological process: threonyl-tRNA aminoacylation. The record is from RefSeq and is a predicted model, not a curated record.